GAAAGUUACGCCUCCAUCGGUGGAUGUAGUCCCGGGGGCGGUGGAGGCGCGCGGCGAUGGGCGCGGAGCGGCGGCGCGCGGCGGCGGCGGCGCUGUACAGCAGGCUGCUACGAAUAUAUGAAGAGGAGGAGAAAAGCACCCCUGAACGGCCGUGUCUUUUUGAGAAUGAUGUAGAGAUCUGUUUCGUCAAUGAUAGUUGCAGAAACCCCGUUGAAAGCUUUUGGAAUGGAAGCAACACGCUGUAUGUUCUGCAGCAAGCGGGCUGCAGUGAGGGGAGUGACCCAACAGAAGAACCGAGAGCAGACGAUGCCCUUCACACCUCCGAGCUCGUACCCACGGAGGGCACCGGCCCGGCUGCGCUUCCUGUCCAAAGAGCAAAGCAGCUUAUUUCCUUGUAUACGAUGGCACAAAAUCCAAACAUGACCCAUCUGAAGAUCAGUGACCUGGUUGUGCUUCCACCCCUCUGGAUACGGUGUGAUGGCUCCGAUCCUGAGCAUACUUACUGGCUUGGAGCUGAGCCUCUCAAAGCUGGAAACAAAAUCACAGGGAUGAGUUUUUAUAUGGUUACAUGUGAUGGUCCCACAGCUGAUAAAACCUGUUUUGGGAACCUAGAAGAGCUCAAAAUGGCACAUAAAGUCAAGCAUCAUUCGUCUGUUGUGGCAACAAAAGGAUUUGCUCAGUACGAACUUAUUAGAGCUGCUGCAAUGGAUGACACAGCUGUAGGAUCUGAAAGCAAUAUCUGUAUUGACAUUACAUGGCACGCUGUGGAUAAGAUUCUGCAGGCACCCCCUCUUUGUUCAGCUGCCACACUGAAUAUUAUGUUAGAGUCUGGGGACCCCAGGAGCCCUGUGUAUCCGCUGUACAGAGAGCUGCAGUUUCUCCUUGCUUUGGCUGAAGGCUUGAAGACAGGUGUGACGGAAUGGCCCGAGCCCGUAGAGACUCAGUCGGCUUUUGAACUGGUCCAGGAAUUUCUGAUGGAUUUGAAGAAGAAACUGGAUGGGUGUUGUAUAUCAGGAAACAAGAAUGACACAGAGAGUAUCAAAAGCGACACUGCUGCAGUGGACAGUUCAAUAAAAUCAAUCUUCACUGAACGAGGAGACCUGGAUUUUGCUGAACAAUUAUGGUGUAAAAUGAGAAGUGUCUGUUCCUAUCAGGAGUUGGUAGAGUGUUUCACGCUGGUCAUAAAAUUCCUGGAACACGGUGAAAUACAGCCAUGGAUUCAUCAAGGGAGUAGCAGUUUGCUCAGUAAAUUGAUCCAGCAGUCUUACCACGGCAAGGUAGAGGCUGUGUCCCUCAGUGGCGUCACUCCAAUUCAGAUGCUCUUGGAGAUUGGUUUGGAUAAGAUGAAGAAGGAUUAUGUCAGCUUUUUCAUAGGCCAGGAACUUACAACGUUAAUCUAUUUGGAUUACUUUGUUUCCACAUCAGUAGAUCUACAAGAACAAGUUCAUCGUGUUCAAAAGCUUCAUCACAUGUUGGAAAUAAUGGUCAGCUGUACAGUCUUACUUCAGUUUAAACACGAGAACCUCUUCCCUUUGACACAAACUUGCCUGAAAUACUAUAAAGAAAACCCUCUAAAUGAGAAGCAUGUGUUUCAGCUGCCGAUCAGACCAGCUCUUGUCAAGAAGUUCUAUCAGAAUGAUCAUCCAGAAAUGUGGAAGGUGGACAUAACUAGUGGGCAUGGCCAAAAGGAGGUUAAAACAACGUGGCAAGUUAGUACUAAUCCUCCUGUUGAACAUAUGACCUCAAACAAUGUAGGUCUCUUUUGUGAUUCUACAGUUAAUGGAAGCAGUGAAGAAAGAAUGUAUUUUGUUGCAAUGGCUAAAUGCAGUCAGGUGCAUUUCACAUAAAUGCAUAUUUCUGUGCAGGCAGGCACUUGACAGGUACAGUAAAGGGGGAAGUGCAGCAUCGUCUGUGUAUCAAUAGUGUGUUAGAAAGAUUCUGACAUUUGAAGAACGAUUCCUCUUACUGAGUUCUGUGCUUUAGAAUGCUCACACGGUGUGACAUGCAGCCAUAAUUCAUCUGUACCUAUCUAGUUUGUUUAUAAAUGUGCAGCUAUGAAUGUACAGUAUAAUUAUUUUGAAAAUACAGUAGAUAUUUUGGUACAUCAAUUUACAAACAUUCAAUAAAGUUCUGCACGUUGGGGUUUAAAAUUUUAUUUUUGCUCAUUAAGAACGCACACAGACACUUCAAAGUAUGAAGUAUUUUAAACCAACAAGCAAUAUUGUUAUGGGUUCUUUUGUAUCAGGAGGUAUAUCAUCCUUCAGAUAUUUUUGGGAAGCCGUUCAUCCCGGGCAUUACGAACGUCUGCAGUUUGGUUUUCUUCAUACCUGAAUUUACACUUCGGAGUAUUCCUGGUUAUCCUUAAUUUUGCUGCUUGUAUUCACUGUUUCCCUCAGUUACUUCAGCAGUGUUGUUAUAUAGAUUUUUGCAUUAUUUUCUGAAGAAAUACUCAGUGGGAUUGGUUGGGCAUAGUCAUUUAAAUAUGUUACUGACAGUAACACAUGGUUGAACAUGGUAAGAUACCGUCUGUAACCUUUUGGUAGUUUAACUGAACAAUUACAUGAUGUAGUAUGUGAUGAGUUAUGCUAUUAUAUAUAUUGAUUAACUAGGUUGUGGGGUUGUACUGAGGUAGUUCCCUGUUUUUUAAAAAAAAAUCUGCAGAAAAACAUCCUUUAUUGUAAAUCUGACAUGGCAGUUGUCAUCUUUGAGAA
This is a messenger RNA of Numida meleagris (helmeted guineafowl), 2711 nucleotides long. It is a transcript of the gene ZWILCH, whose product is annotated as zwilch kinetochore protein. NCBI's taxonomy places the organism in Eukaryota, Metazoa, Chordata, Aves, Galliformes, Numididae. The record is from RefSeq and is a predicted model, not a curated record. The transcript has 18 exons. The coding region runs from base 57 to 1847 and encodes 596 amino acids. Gene Ontology annotation, cellular component: RZZ complex. Gene Ontology annotation, biological process: protein localization to kinetochore; mitotic spindle assembly checkpoint signaling.